AACAGCUCCUGCUGUAGUAACUGUGUAGCGCUAUACAAACAAACCGCUCCUUCUCGCUCUUUAAUCCGUAUUAUUAAGUGAAUUUAAAUCGGUUUAGAGGCGGAAAGGUGUCAGGAUGUCUGAUAUACUGUGUCGGUGGCUGAAUCUGGAGCUUGGUUUGUCUAAAGUUGUCGAGCCUCACUCUUUUUCUAAGGACUUCUCUAGCGGGUAUCUGCUGGGGGAGAUUCUGAGCAGGUAUCAGCUCCAGGAUGAUUUCCAGCACUUCACUAAAAAUGGCACAGCCAGCGCUAAGCUGAAUAACUUCACCCGGUUGGAGCCCAGCCUGCAGCUGCUGGGCGUGGCCUUCGACCUGGGCGUGGCUAAAUCGGUGAUGCGUGGGCAGCCGGGGGCGGCGACACGCCUCCUGUACCAGCUGUACGUCCUGCUGCAGAAGAAGAAACGCUCCGGCCUCACCGGUACCGCCAUGGAAACCAUGCAACCCACGGCAACCACCCGACUACACCGCAUAGAGAACCACAUCUACAACCAGAGGUUGAGGGGCGUGGUUAAGCGGGAGGUGGAUGAGAGGAUGCAGAAGAUCACUCAGAGGUUUGAUAGGAGAGCUCAGGAGGGGUUCGGACGCUCGGUGAUGUUGGAGCUGCAGCAGGAGGAGAAACGGCGCCACCUGCAGGAGGAGAGGAGACUGCAGGACAUCCAGAAGCUCCAGCAGGUGCGCAGGAAGCAGCAGGAGAUGAUGGAGUGUAUCCAAACGGCUGCGGUCCAAAUCCCCAAGCCUCCGGUGAGCCGCUCCCUCCGAGCUCCACGCAAACGGCAGCAGCAUGAGGCCCAGAGUGUUCAUCAGCAGAUCGCUCAGUUUGAGAAAAACAGGAAGAGACUGUCUCCAGCUUCCUGUGGACCCGCCGCUCUCAGUGUGCAGGUGACCCGUGCAGUGAGUGAGGAUGAGAUGGCUCAGUGGAACAGUGAUUACGUGCAGAAGAUCCGGCAGCGUCUGGAGGAGGACGCUAACGCCCGAGAACAGCGGGAGAAACGCCGCCGCCGAGCGCUAAUACAACAACUACACACACACCACACACACGAGGAGAUGAUCCGAGAGGAGCAGCUGAUUGGCCGGUUGAUGCGUCAGUCGCAGCAGGAGAAGCGAAUGGCGGUGCAGCUGAUGCAGAUCCGACAGCAGAAGGAGGUUCUGAGGCAGAACCGGAUCCUCCAGCAGAGGCAGUUUGAGGAGCAGCGUCUCGCUGACCUGCAGCAGAUCCUGGAUCAGGAGGCGAUGGUUCUGGAGCAGACCCGUUUGGAGCGGCAGGAGGAGCUGUGUAAGGAGCGAGAGCUUCACGCUCGUCUGGCUGCUGAGCGCGCUCAGUCCAAACACCAGAAACACCUCAACAUCUGCAGGGGGAUUCUCGACCAGAUUGUGGAUCUGGCAACCAAGAGUGCAGAGUACCGCCUACUCACGGCCAAUGUAAUCCCCGGGAAGAUGCUGAGGGAGUGGAAGGAGCUGUAUUUCAGUGGGGAGCCGCUGUAUGAUGGAGUUAAGGUGGAGCAGGAGGUGGAGGUGGAGAAGCAGAACAUCCUGAAUCAGCAGGAUUACUCCGAGUACACGAACAUGACAGGUGAGUGGGCGUGGCCUGAGGAAGAAGGAGAGAUCAAAGCUCCGCCCCCAAACAACGACAUCCUGGGCCACGUUGUCGCCCGACUGCAGGAUAUAGUGAAUCCCCCCGGUCCGGGAGAUCCUCCUCCACUCUUCCCCAGUUUCACUCUGAGAGCGUGUGUCCUGGGAAAACUGUGCUCCGGAAAAACCAGCUGCCUCACCAGAAUCAGCCAGGUGCACGGUAUCCAUAUACUGUCAGCUGAAGUUCUGAUCCAGGAGGCGCUGGAGGCCCAUCAGGCUGGAGAGCUGGACCCAGAGAGAGACCCGAACUCAGAGUCUCAGGAGAAAAAGGAAAGCAGUGGAUCUGAAGAGCAGGUGGAGGAGGGGGCGGAGUUACCUGCCGCUGCAGACUCAGAACCAGCGGCUAAUGACCCUCAGCCUGCAGAACCUCUGAAACAACACAGCAACACUAAGAGGUCUUUGCGAGCGCAGUAUGGAGCAGAAGUGGAGAAGGUUCUGAAAAGGGGCGGAGCUGUUUCUGAUGAGCUGCUCAUAGACAUCCUCAUACAUGCCAUCAGGCAGGUUCCGGAGGGUCAGGGCUGGGUUCUGGACGGGUUUCCCAUAAGCGUAUCUCAGGCGCGGCUGCUGGAGAAAGCCCUGAGCGGAACCGACCCGGACCAGGCCGACAGGAAGAGGCGGAACAAAAGGCCUAACCUGGCGAAGGACAGGAACGCCCCUAAAGCCCCGCCCCCUCCCUCACCUGCGCUGCACCUGGCCGUGCUGCUGCAGGUGUCAGAAGAGCAGGUGGUGGACCGGGCUGUUCGCCGGAGCCCAGAGCAGGUGAGAGAGGAGAAUGCUGCACCUGCUGAAGACACACAGCAGAGAGCUCCCCCUGCUGGAGAACACACUCUCAUCCAGCACAGGAUAGCAGAGUUCCAGGAGGCGUGGCCUAAGCUGGAGAAGUGGUUUGGAGAGAAGCAGAGGAUUCUGGUGAAGGUCUCGGCUGAGCUGGACGAGGACUCGCUCUUCAGCAGCGUGGAGUCCGUCCUCUAUAACGCCAUCAACACCACACAGAAAGAGUCACUCGGUCAUAAUGACACAGAAGAUAAUCCAUCAGUCCAAUCAGCUGAAUCAGGUGGCGCUGCAGGACACACCUCUGUUGCUGUGGAGGAGGCGUGUUCCCCCACCCCUGGCUCUGUGGGAUGGGUUUAUGCAGAUGAGCCUCUACCCAAGGAGAUCCCGGAGUUCCUGGUUGGGUACUGGGAGACGGUGUGCAGUUCAUACGACUCCAGUGUUAAAGUCGUGAUGCAGAACCUGCGCAGCGAACGCAACCUCAUCAUCCACCACCUCUACAACACCAGGGAGGACUAUAAGCAGUUUCUGCAGAGGCCGGAUCUGAAGCAGGAGUGUGUGUGUGUGUGGCAGAGAGAUUUUAACAGCGUCCCCGACAACAUGAGACACGACGAGGAGACAAAGACCGAACUGCACCAGAGACUGGACGAUCUGCGGGAGUGUCUGUGGGAUAUCUGUGAUAAGAGGAAGGAGGAGGCGGAGCAGAAAAGGGCGGGAGUUAUGGAGGACGGCUGGCUGGAGGAUCAUACCGGCCUGCUGAUCAACCAUUACUCCACCCUACUGCAGGUGGAGGUGGACAGGUUUCAGGACACUCUGAAUGUCCUGAGGGAUUAUUAUACAGGUAUGUACAGGACUGCUUUACCUGAAGCAGCAGAGUUCACCUGUAUCCCCCUGCUGGACAUCACCGACAACGACACCCAGCCUAACGGAACCACGGCCGGCCCCUCUCCCGGCUCCGCCCCCUUAGAGAAACACACCAGGAGCGCCGGGAAAAAAGAAGCAGAACCGGAGGAGAAGAAGAACGAAAACAAGAAAACCAGAGUGGUUCCUCUGGUUGAAUACAGGUCUCCCCCUACUGACCCCUCAGUGCUACUGCAGGACAUCCAUCACACUGCCCUCACAGCCAUCACCAACAUGGCGUCAGUGGAGGUGCAGAGGUUGGAGUGUGAGGCGAAUGAGGAGCAGCACAUAACAACAGAUAAAGCUCAAACACACACUGAGGGAUCGGCUGCGAGACGAUCUGCCACCAAAAAAUCAGCAAAAAAGAAAUCCCCCCCGACACCAGUUAAGCAGCCCACUCCUCCUCCUGCAGCUCCGGUGGAGGAGAGUCCGGAGGAGGUGCAGAGGAGAGCAGUGAGAAGCAGAAUCAGACUGGAGUACAGCACCGCCCUGCAACACGAAGAGUGUGCGGUUAGGCAGAGGAUGGAGCUGGUGAAGCUGCACGCUCUGAAGACGGUACAGAGUAUCCAGCACAGAGCAGAGCGUACUCACACUGACCUGCAGGAGUGGCUCAACCAUCGCUUCACCUCCGAGAUCAACAGCAUAGACCGGCUGGCUGAGGUGGUGAAGUUCCACAUCGAGGGCGGUCUGAAGAUCACCCAUGAGCUGGUGUUGGAGAGCACCGAUUUCUUCAUAGACGGAGAAACACGCAUGCUGCCCACUCCGCCCCCUCAGCCCCGCCCACCACCGCUGGAGCGGACCAAUGACAGCACUCUGACCGUGCUGCAGCUGCACGGCCUGCUCGCUCAGCUGCACAGGAUUGCCCCCGCAGGUCUGGUAUCCAGUAAGGAGCUGUGUGAGUUCCUGCAGGAGCUUACCUCCCUCACCAUGGGCUCCGAUGCUCUGCCCGAACCCUGGACCAACAUCACAGACUCACAGCUGCAGGAGCUGGUGUGUAUGCUGGUACAGGACAGUGGGAUGGUGAACUGGCGGCAGUUUUUACUGAGUGCCGCCCAGCCGUGGCCCCGCCCCUCACAGAAACAACUGCUAAAAACACUCAGGCGCUUCAGAGAGAUGGACACUGAGGCCAGAGGGGUCCUCACACUGCAGCAAUACACUCAGGUGGAGUUGUGGUUCUCCGGGGGGCGGGAUGUUUCUGUUCCUGAUGAUACAGCAGAACCUCUAUCGUACGACCGGCUGACCCACCUGAAGCAGUUUUUCUUCAUGCUGUUCUCUGACCCUGACCCGACUCCACCGGUUCUGGAUUAUCUCACCAUGCUGCUGUACUUCUGCUGCCACCCGGACCCGGCACACGGCUUCACCAGAGCCCUCAGCCUGCUGACCCAACACCACCUGCAGCACACACACACCGGCACCAGCACCCUGCUGAAGUCUGUGCUUUAUAUGGACGGUGGUGAGGAGUGUGAAGCUGAGGAAGAGGAUGAUGGAGUGUAUGAUGAAGGAGACAGUGUUUCACUGGACGAGCUGCUCAGAGUUCUGAACCACGGAAGAACAUUGACAACAUCACACCACAACAAACACACUAACAACACAGAGGACAUGAAGCAGGAUCUGAUAAAGGUGUUUAAGGAUCUGGGUUUUGACCCGGAGGAGAAGGUCCCGUUCUCCAUUCUCUCCCAGCAUCUGUUCCUGCAGGAUCUGAUGGAGAGCUCCAAUCAGUACCUGCUAGCGGAUAUUCACACAGUUCUACAGCUUCAGAAGAGCGAGGAAGAGCCUUCAGUCUUCACGUCAUAAAUACAGACUGUAAACAACAGUUUAACUCCACCCACUCAGCCUACAGAACACUGUAACUCCUACAUACAUCAGAUCUUUAUAGAGUUUAUACACAUUCUGUCUUCACUCAUAUAAUAAACAGUAUAGUCACACACACACACACACACACACACACACACACAUAUAUAUAUAUAUAUAUAUAUAUAUAUAUAUAUAUAUAUAUAUAUAUAUAUAUGUUUUUGUGAUUUAUGAUACAGUAAAAUAUGUUAUUGCUGUUAGAUUAACAUUACUAAAAUUAUUUAAAUAAAUAUUGUAGUCAUGGUAAGUCUUAUUUCUAAUACUAAAGACUGUGUGUAAUGAAUAAACUAAACAUGUUAUGUAAUAUAACUGAUGAAACAUUAAUAAAAUACUGCUACAGAAACAGU
Molecule: messenger RNA, 5535 nt
Organism: Astyanax mexicanus (Mexican tetra)
Lineage: Eukaryota; Metazoa; Chordata; Actinopteri; Characiformes; Acestrorhamphidae
Gene: spef2
Product: sperm flagellar 2
Exons: 37
Coding region: 116-5131 (1671 amino acids)
Biological process (GO): sperm axoneme assembly
Cellular component (GO): sperm midpiece; manchette
Molecular function (GO): protein binding
Source: RefSeq, a predicted model, not a curated record